This is a messenger RNA of Dermacentor silvarum, 1288 nucleotides long. RefSeq lists its product as uncharacterized. The record is from RefSeq and is a predicted model, not a curated record. The transcript is spliced from 6 exons. The coding region runs from base 6 to 1145 and encodes 379 amino acids. NCBI's taxonomy places the organism in Eukaryota, Metazoa, Arthropoda, Arachnida, Ixodida, Ixodidae.
CUCCCAUGGCCUGCAAUACGACGGAACAGUGCACAGUCAUGGAGGCAAAUGCGACGUGUGCUGAUCACCUGUGCGUCUGCCCGUCCCUGCAGCCACUUGCCGAAGCUGGACACUGCGACACUAUCGAUUCCAGCCUGCCACUGGCACUUGGAACAAACUGCACCGACAACGCCCAAUGUUCGCACUUUGCGGCUUGCAUGCAAGGGCAGUGCAGUUGUCCCCCAAAUUACGAGCCAUCCGACGAGCGCCACUGCCACGCCGCUAGACUAGAUGCUCUAUCAAUGACAUCGUGGAUAGCUGUCUUGAUCCUGACUUCAGGAUUUCUUGUUAUGCUUUUGCUUGCAGUCUACGUCUUCAUGAUAGGACAAAGGCGUGCGGCGCACACAAGUAUCAUGAUGACGUACUGCCCGGCGAAUUCAUCUCGCCCACCCAGCCUGCUCCUGGUGCCGGCCACCAGCAUCGACACGGCGGCUGCACAAUACGACGACGGCCGCAUCAGCACGGGCUUCGGCACGGACAGGCAACAUCCGAUGAGAGAUUGGCCCUACCCUGGAGCAAGAGACUCGUGGCUGGAAGCCCUGGAUCUGCACGCGCAGGACGCACCGGAGGGAAGUGAGCCUCACUACUCGCUGAGUUUGCCGAUCAAUCCAUUCACGUUGCAAGGAAAUAGCGAAGAGAAGCGUUGUGCAAGCGAGUCACUCCUCCAAAGCCCCCACACGCCAACCCUGCCCUCAAGUCGGGAAUCCGGCAGCCACGAAAGCAGCGCAUCGGAAAAGGCGAAGAAGCGGGAGGGAAGCACGCACUCUUCGCGUCCGCACACCAGAAGGAAGCUGCGGUACUUGCGUCGCACAUCCAGCGUGGAGCGGCACUCUGUACCGGGUCCGAAAAAGGGACGCUCCGACGGUCCCCAGGCAGUAGCAGCGCUCCUGCAAUACACCACCUGCGAGACUCCUACAUCCGUGAGCAGCGGCAGCAGCUUCAGAGAGCAGCUGACCAUUUCCAGCGUGGCGUGGGGAAGCAUCGGCAACUCGCUCGACAGCCUGCUCUCGAUUCCCGUUGUGGCCAGAGUUCACACUCGCUCUCGGAUGACCGAAACCACGUCCGAAUCUAAAAAGGAGCUGUACCUAUCUGUCGAAAAGUUCUAAUCUUGGGGCAAAGGAAACGUGGAAGAGAGAUAAGAGCCAAAGUUCUUCUGAGAUUACUACUUAUGCACAGACAAACUCAUGAUUACACAACAUUUCUAUUCUGAAUGUUUCGCUAUUUAAAUAAAUGAUAAUAACCCUGGAGC